Molecule: messenger RNA, 1713 nt
Organism: Camelina sativa (false flax)
Lineage: Eukaryota; Viridiplantae; Streptophyta; Magnoliopsida; Brassicales; Brassicaceae
Source: RefSeq, a predicted model, not a curated record
AAUCCUUUGUUCUAGAAUGAUGAUCUUAAGCUUCUUACUGAAAGUCUUCAUCGUAUCAUUCCCUUUUUUCUUUGUAUUCCAAUGUUUCUUCCUCUACAAGAAAUCUCACGGAAGCCCUUUGUUCAAGAAAUGGCCUUUCCGCGGCCGCCGGAUGGUUCCACGUUGGCUCAUCCAAAUCCAUCGAAUAUAUGAUUUGAUGGUUAAGGGCCUUGAGGCUAACAAUCUGAACUUUGCUGUCAAAGGACCCUGGUUUACUGGAAUAGAUUUCUUACUCACGGCUGAUCCAAGGAACAUCCAUCACAUACUAAGUUCAAACUUUCAGAAUUACCCUAAAGGACCUGGAUUCAAGAAGAUCUUUGAUGCUUUGGGAGAUGGAAUUUUAGCCGCUGAUUCGGAGUUGUGGGAGGAUCUGAGGAAGUCAAAUCACACCCUUUUUCACAAUAAAGAUUUUCUUGAGCUCGCGGUGAGUAGCAAUAUAAGAAAGUUGAAGAAGGAUCUGUUUCCUUUUCUUGAUAAAGCUGUUGAGGAAAACAUCACCUUAGACUUACAAGAUGUGUUCCAGAGAUAUAUGUUUGACAUUUUCUCAAUUUUAAUUAAUGGUUAUGAUCCAAUGACUCUAUCCACUGAAACGCCCGAAGUUGAGUUUCCUGAAGCUGUAGAUCUCGGUCAAGAAGUGGUCUUCUAUAGACAUCUCAAACCUGUGAUUUUGUGGAAGCUUCAAAGAUGGUUUGGGAUUGGUCUUGAGAGGAAGAUGAAAGUUACGAUGGCCGCUGUCGAUAAAAUGCUUGCGAAGAUCAUAUCUUCAAGACGAGAAGAGAUAAUUAGUGGGGAAAGAGAGACAUCAAUGGACGUGUUAACAUAUUAUAUUAAUGUGGACACUACCAAAUAUAAGCUCUUGAAACCGAAAAAUGAUAUGUUUAUAAGAGAUGUUGUUUUUAGUCUAUUGGCAGCAGGAAGAGACACUACAAGCGCAGCUCUCACUCGGUUCUUCUGGCUUCUUUCUAUGCAUCCCCAAGUUAUGGCCAAGAUCCGAGACGAGAUCAACACAAAGUAUGAUCCUGCAGAUCUAGAGAAGCUCGUAUAUCUACAUGCUGUCUUGUCUGAAACUUUACGACUCUACCCACCAGUUCCAUUUAAUCAUAAGUCACCCGCGAAGUCCGAUGUGCUUCCAAGCGGACACAAAGUUGAAGCCAAUUCAAAGAUUAUAAUCUCUGUUUACGCGCUGGGAAGAAUGAGAUCUGUAUGGGGAGAAGACGCAUCAGAUUUCAAACCAGAGAGGUGGAUUUCAGACAAAGGAAGGCUAAGACAAGAACCUUCAUACAAGUUCCUUGCAUUUAAUUCCGGUCCAAGAACUUGCUUGGGUAAGAAUUUGGCUCUCUCGCAGAUGAAGAUAGUAGCUGUGAACAUCAUACGAAACUACGAAUUUAAAAUCGUUGAAGGUCAAAAGAUCGAACAAGGUGCCUCUAUGAUUCUUAGUAUGAAGCAUGGUCUUAAAGUCACGGUCAGUAAGAAUACAUGAUUUUGAUGCUCGCUUGGCUUCUAUGCCUAACUAUUACUAUCCUCUUAUAUGUUUCGCUUGAUUUUUGGGUUUGCCUACAAUAAUAGUUUGGAUUGAGGUAACUCUCCAAUAAAUAUUGUUUUUCAAUUAUACAGCUUUCUUUAUUAAAACGUGGCCUAUGGUGUUGUAAGCGAUCACAACUUUUAUGGAAUUUA